Crotalus tigris (Tiger rattlesnake) is the source of this 4003-nucleotide messenger RNA. RefSeq names its product SLX4 interacting protein (gene SLX4IP). The transcript is spliced from 11 exons. Bases 879 to 1478 code for a protein of 199 amino acids. NCBI's taxonomy places the organism in Eukaryota, Metazoa, Chordata, Lepidosauria, Squamata, Viperidae. The record is from RefSeq and is a predicted model, not a curated record.
CAGGAUUACAAUUGACCGGAAAUCAUAAGGGGGGAAAUUAUUCAAUUUGAAUUGAGGCGUGGAUGUUCCAAACAUCCCUUAAUUUUGUUAAUCACACAUGUCUUAUAUUAAUUUGAUAGUAUUUCCCUUACCUUGGAAUAGAUUAGUGGUUUAUUAAAAGACAUGCAUAUAUUCUUAGGUAUAUUAAAUACCCCGAUUUAAGCGAAGCGGCAUCCCAAACAGAGAAGGACGAAUAAAAAGAAACAGAUGUGCCAUACUGGAGAUUUCAUGGACACAUCCGCGUCGUCCCUUUGGCAAGAAUUCAGAAGCAGUUUCCGACUACCAUUUUUCCAGGAUUUUUUUUUCUUUUCCCAGGAUAGUCAUCCGGACUGGGGUCUCCUGAGGGUCUCCCAUCCAAAUUGACCGAGUUCCUGCUACGAUUCUCACAACCGGCUUUCCCCGUUGAGAUCACAAUGCUAAGCUGGGAAGCUAGAAAAUACCGUAUAAAAAACGAUUGGUUGUUGCCCGUCACGUGAUACGGAUAAGCCAGUCCGCGCUUCGGAUGUUUCAUUUUCAAAAUUUUUUUUUUUUAAAAAAAAUCGCGUUUCAAGGUGCGGCGCACGCCUUUGAAUGAGCCUAAUUGCAAUAGUACUAUUUUCAAUCUUGGUGUGGCACUUGACACUUAAACAAGUUGCUGUUGCUUCAGUGGUUUCCAUGCUGCAUCUGUAAUAAUUGCAAAUACCUAUGUGACAUUGAUGUUCACAAGAUAGCCACUACUGUUUUUCAAAAAGAAAAUCGGUGACUUCUGCAGCGUCAUCUGGCUGCUGUUAGAAUCUGAACUGAGAAAUCUCAAAUCUUUGCUCUGCUGGCAGGUUUCAUGAUCAAUUAAAGAGGCUACCAUGACUUUGGACAAAUUGGUUAUCAAAUGUGGAAACUUUGCAGUCUUGGUAGAUUUCCAUAUUGCCUCGCAGGAUCGUAUGUGGUUUUCUGAUCAUCAGAGAGAGGAAGUUUGUCUUCUGCUGAAAGAUGCAGUUGAGUCAAGAAUAAAACAGUACUUGAAAACACGUAAAUUGCAUGGCCGGUGCAAGCAAACAGAACAUGGAGAAGCCAAUUCUUUAUCUUUAAGAGCGGACGAGUUUCACAUUUCAGCUUACUUUGUCAAAAGAUGGGCUAAUCUGCGAUGUAUUGGACAACCGCACAGUGAAUUACGUGUAUUUCCGGAUCGUUUUGUGAUUUAUGUCUCAAGAUUUGAAUCCAAUCCAUCUUCUUGGGUCAGUGAAAGUGUGGCAUUGGAGGAGAAUCUAUUCACCAAGGUGUCUGAAUAUUUUCAAGGUUCAACUGAAGCUAGAAAAUGCCAGAUUUCCCUGACUCAACAGGAAAAACAAGACACUCUAAAGAAGUUAAGGAAGAGGGCAACACAUACUAAUGAGAAGAAACCUCAGCCCAGGAUGGCCACCACGAAAGUAUAUCUUGGCUCACUGGGCUCAGACACCGAGUAAGAAGAAUGCAUUUUCAACCGGUUUGACGCUCAGCCUGAACUGAAAAUGUAGGCGUAAAAGCACAACCAAAAGAUUGCAUAAAUACAGCUGAGAGCAGCUUGGGACUUCCUGUUUCAGAAUGGGCAAUGAUACGAACUGGAGACAGCCAAGCAACGCUCACAGCCAGCAAAAACUUCAUUUGUGGAGUGGUUAGACAUGACUUCUCUGCAGGAACCCUCAGUGGUGCUGUGAGUCAGCACUGCCACAUCCAAACCGAAGUCAAAGGGUGACUGAAAGAACUGAAAUAGUGCGCUGAGCAUGCAGGAGCAGGAGGAAGAAAGAUGUCUCCAAGGCCAGGAUCACCCGGUUCCCAGGUUCGGAGCCCUCUUCUGGAAAAGUCCCCCACCGAAUCCCACAUCGUUUUCCGAAUGAGGCUUGGCAGGAUUCACGUCUGAUGGAGAAUUGCUGACUUAAAGAAAAGCCUUCCCCUGAGACUGGUUUUAUAAGAAGCGCUACAAUGUUGUGCGGAGACACCCAAUCCAACCACAGUCACCAAAUAGUCCUUAAUAUUUCCUGAAAUAUGCCAAGCCAGGAGAGAAAGGGUUUGAGAGAGAGAGAGAGAGAGAUCCAAAAACAGGGUGAAAGGAAAAAAAAGGUAAAACCUAAAAGAUAAGUCACAGAAAAUCUGUGCCUUCCUCUGGCGCUACUUUAUCCCUUUUAUGUGUGUCAUAUCUAAUGAACUUUGCUCAAGAUUUGAAAGCAAUUCCUGAACCAAUUAACCGAGUCUGAGAUUUUUAGGGACACUGGAACAAAUAGGAUUCAGGUUGCAUGAUGCUCUAGGACAGUAGUUCUCAACCUUUCUAAUGCCGCGACCCCAUAAUACAGUUCCCCAUGUUGUGGUGACCCCCCAACCACUUAUACAUCACUGGGUGCCAGGGGCAUGGCCAAAGAAAAGGGGGAGAAAAUGGCGGACAGCCUUGUUUGGCGACCCCCGUGAAAUGGUCGUUCGACCCCAAAUGGGGUCCCGACCCACAGGUUGAGAACCACUGAUCUAGGAUAGCUCCAUAGCACAUACAUCCCUUGGAAUUAUCUUGAGUUCUCUUUCCCUGGCAUGUAAUUGACUGACUUGAAGUUUCUCCAUCACAACAGAUCAGAAAUCUCUUUUAUGGUCCUUUGUCUGCUUAGCUCUUCAUAGUCCUGCUUUUAUUUAAUAGUAUAAUGGGAAGUAAACAGUUUCCUUCUGUGAAAUUGUGCUUUUGCACAUUUUUUUUUGGUCUGUGUCUUGUCUGAUAAAUCACUUUUCAUAUUCAAAACUUAUUUUGAAGAAAUGGUGUAUGGCUUAAGUGAAUAGAUUUUCACAAGGCACAGAUUGGAAGGAGAGACUGAGACAAAGAUUAAAGAAUCAAACCAUUUGUGCCUCAAAUCCACAUAAACAGCCUUUUUCUAACUAUAGUCCAUUUGAGGUUAUCACCUUUGCUGUUCCAUUGACUCAUUUUUCCUGUUGCAAUAAAUGUUGAUGAGGAAAUUAAACUGCAUCAGGAUUGCUUUAAGCAGGUUUAGCACCUUAACUGCCACAGAACUAAUUGUCUAGGACAAUUGAUCCUAGCUUUCUUUGUUACUCAUGCACAUUUCUUUUUACUUUUUCUUAAAGAAGUGUAGGAGAACAUUAUCUCCUGAUAUAAUCUCACAAUGGCCCUGUCCAGUAGGCCUGAAAGAAAGAAAACAAAUGCCCCAAGUUAAAUGAAUUUUAGGGGUAGUGGAAUUUUAGAUCUAGAAAUUCACUGUCCUCUUUGGUACUGCAAACAUAACACAUUCUAUGACUGUGAAAAGAUACUUUUAAAAAGUCACAUAAUUGUUUCAACACAAUAAUUUAAUGCUUUUUAAAAUCUCGUGUAUAAACUGUUGCAAAUCCAAUCCUAUGACAUUGAAGAUUUUGUUUAAUCUGCAUUUGAAUUAAAACAAUACGAAUACUAUUUAAAUAAAUAAACUUCUCUAUAGGUCCUUCCCACCCAUUUUAAAAUUCCUUUUGUCCCAUUAAGAGAUUCUCUGCAGUUGUCAAGAUUCAUUGACUGGUUUUAUUUUAUGUGCCUUAGCAUGUUUGAGCAAGCAAAACUUGCUUGCUUCAGCAUUCGUUUCUUAAAUAGUUUAAACCCUUUCCAUUUUUACCAGGAAGAGUGAACAGUAUUUACAAAAAAAACUUCCUUAUAUAAGGAAAAUAUCUGAUCUCUCUUUAGUUGAAUGUACUUUCUGGCAGAUGUUUCGCCUUCAUUGAUCAGAAUGAAAGACAUGUAUUAUAAAGUUUUAAAAAGCAAUAAAUCAGUAAAAUAAGUGAUUGGUUUAAAAUAUAUUGGAACAUGUUGAUAAGCUGUUCUGAAUGCCAAAUAGGCUAAAACAGUUAGAAAUUCAGAAACAUAGCACUCAGCUUCUUAUUCUUAGCUGUCAGAAAGGUUCAGCAAUUCUACAAAUUUGGCAUACAAAUGAACUACAGUAGUGGCCAAAAUUGUGGAAACCUUUUGGGGAAAGUGUAUUUUUGAGGUUUGAUGGCU